AUGUCAAUUCCAAUUGCAAUCCCUUCCCAAAUUAAAGACUUUUUAGGUCACAUCGAUAAGCACCCUGUAGCAGACUUAUUCGUCUUAUCAGAGUUCGAGAAACAUUCCGGUUUACCGCGUUCAUAUGCCGUUAUAGUAGCAGGAAUAGUAUACCUUGCUACAGUCUUUUCAAACGUUGGUGGUAUUGGUGAGUUAUUAUCCAAUAUCUCUGGCUUCUUGGUUCCUGCAUAUUAUUCGUUACAUGCCUUGGGAACCAGCACCACCAAAGACGAUACUCAGUUGUUAACCUACUGGGUUGUCUUUGCCUUCUUAAAUGUGAUCGAGUUUUGGUCACUGGCCAUUUUAUACUGGAUCCCAUUUUACUGGUUAUUCAAGACUAUCGGAUUACUUUUCCUUGCUACUCCAAGUACUGGUGCUGCCGAUUUGGUUUACACUAACAUCCUCCACCCACUUGCCCACAAGCACGUGAUUCCACAAUUAAAGGAGGAAUGA
Messenger RNA from Dujonia railenensis, 492 nucleotides. Lineage: Eukaryota; Fungi; Ascomycota; Pichiomycetes; Serinales; Debaryomycetaceae. The record is from the annotation of a GenBank genome assembly.